Molecule: messenger RNA, 1257 nt
Organism: Penicillium canariense
Lineage: Eukaryota; Fungi; Ascomycota; Eurotiomycetes; Eurotiales; Aspergillaceae
Product: glycoside hydrolase family 7 protein
Exons: 1
Coding region: 1-1257 (418 amino acids)
Biological process (GO): carbohydrate metabolic process
Molecular function (GO): hydrolase activity, hydrolyzing O-glycosyl compounds
Source: RefSeq, a predicted model, not a curated record
AUGACUCGAAGCCUCCUGGCCACGGCAGCGGCCUUGGUUCACCUUGCUGUCGCGCAACAGAUUGGAUCAAAACCCGAAGUUCACCCCAAGCUUCAAACAUGGAAAUGCAGCACUCAGAGUGGUUGCGUUCAGCAAGAUACUUCUGUCGUGCUAGAUGCGUUAUCGCAUCCGCUGCACAAAGUCGGAAAUAGCAGUAUCUCCUGUGGGGAUUGGACCAGUGGACUAAGUCCAACCCUGUGCGCGACUGAAGAAUUAUGCGCUAAGAAUUGCGAGCUGGAUGGAGUCGACUAUGCUGCCCAUGGGGUUAGUACCGAAGGCAGCAGCUUGAUUCUUCAUCAAUAUAUGCAAUCCAAUGGAGUGGUCUCUGUAGUAUCGCCGCGGGUCUACCUAUUGGACGAGAGCGGAACCAACUAUGAUAUGCUGAAGCUUCUGAACCAGGAACUCAGCUUCGAUGUUGAUGUCUCGACUCUGGUAUGCGGGAUGAACGGCGCGCUCUAUCUCUCGGAGAUGCUCCAGUCUGGUGGUCGGGGCGAUCUCAAUCCUGCUGGCGCGCAAUAUGGAACAGGAUACUGUGACGCGCAGUGCCCAUCGAACCCCUGGAUCAAUGGAGUGGCCAAUGUCAACUCUGCCGGUGCAUGCUGCAAUGAGAUGGAUUUAUGGGAGGCAAAUGCCCUUGCAACUGGGUAUACGUCUCACGCCUGCAACAUCACUCGCGUAUAUAAGUGCACUGAGGAUGAAUGUGGGAGUAGUGGCGUAUGCGACAAAUCUGGCUGCAGCUACAACCCAUAUGCGCUCGGCGCCCAUGACUAUUACGGAAAUCAGGAGACAAUCGACACGACAAAAGGCUUUACUGUCGUUACUCAAUUCGUGACCGACGAUAAUACUGCGCAAGGCACUCUGUCGCAGGUUCGACGGCUGUAUGUGCAGGACGGCACAGUGAUACAGAAUGCUGUCGUUGACGUGUCUGGUGACGAAAUUGAUUCCAUCACGGAUGAAUACUGCUCAAACUCAGCCAGCUAUUUUGAGCAAAUGGGUGGCCUCAAGCAAAUGGGCAAAGCCAUUGGGCGCGGCAUGGUAUUGAUUUUCAGUAUCUGGAAUGAUUCGGGAGCGUUCAUGAACUGGUUGGACAGUGGAAGUUCCGGACCUUGCAAUAGCACUGAAGGCGAUCCCGCUCUCAUCCAGGCUCAGCACCCUGAGACCUCAGUGACUUUCUCAAAUAUCAAGUGGGGGGACAUUGGAUCGACUUAUUCGCAUUGA